ACUUCUUAAAAGUUUGUGACAGUAACGGAAAAUUUUUACUUUAAAUUUUAGAUAAGAAUAGUGCAAUGUAUAGAGCUGUGAAACAAAAUUUAUUUAGGUAAACGUGACGAAGAUAUGGAGCAAUCUAAUAACAAAAUAGAAGGUGAAUCAAAAAAGGCAAAACAUUUAAUUUGCGACCAGUGUAAAGUGGAGUUGCCGAAUGAAGCUUCCAUGAGGCAACACCUGCUCGGGCAGAAGCAUAAAAAAUUAAUUGACGCGGAAGAAGACAGGAAAAGAGUAGAACGGAAGUGUGGUCUUUUCAUUAGAGGUUUUUCUCCGAAUGUUGAUAAAGAUACGAUUCUAUCUUACUUUUCUAAAUUUGGCAAAGUCGUAUGGGUGCAUUUUGACCAUUCAUUCCUACUUCUGGAUUAUGACGACCCCACGCCUGCAAGUAAUGUUAUAAACAGGACCCAUUACCUGGGGGGUCAAAGACUUAUGGUGAAAUAUAGACAGCUGAGAAGACAAGUUACAGCACAGAAAAAAGAGGAAAGCAACGACUUUGUAGAACGAUUAAAAGACGUCCCCAAUUUCGAAGACCAACUGGAAAUGCUUGGACAAAACCUCCAACCGGCUUCUCAACAGCAGUUUCCGAAGUACAACAAAGUGUGCAAGGACCUCUACAACGCCCUGUGCCACACGUUCCCCUACUGCCGCAUUCACCCGUUCGGUUCCACGAUAACGGGACUGGAAUUCAACAACAGCGACGUCGAUGUCUUCAUAUCAGGAGUGAAAUGGGGCAACAACGAUGUGCCCUACUUAUACCGAGCGAAGAGUUUGCUGCUCAACUCGCACCUAUUUGCUAACGUUAUAGUAAUCCCGCAGGCUAAAAUCCCGAUUCUGAAAUGCGUGCACGUUGAAACGGGCAUCAACUGUGACAUUAACCUCAAGAAUAUGUUGGGCGUCUGCAACAGUCGCCUCAUAAAUUAUUACAUGAACCUAGAUCCUAAACUUCGGAAGAUAAUGAUAGCGUUAAAGUUUUGGGCAAAGACGCAUAAGAUCACCGGGCAGAACCAUCUCUUCACGAAUUACUCAUUGAAUUUGAUGCUGAUUUUCUUCCUGCAGCAUAACCCGUUUCGUUUUCCCUCCAUUUUGAAACUUCAGGAGAAUCCGCAGUUUUUCAACAACCAAGACGGUUGGAAUGGCGGUUUCCAACCGAUCAUGUUUACCUGCUCCGAACUCCAUUGUACGUCCGUGUCGAAGCUGUUAGAAAUGUUUUUUUCAUUCUACGUGGAAUACGAGUAUGGUAUCAACGUUAUUUGUCCGUAUCUCGGUGUUUUCGUAAAAAAACAAACGUUCAAGGAACCAAAUAGCCUCCCCAACACAUUUAACACCUACAAACAAUACGUAGCAGCAACCAACCUGCCGUUGAAAGUCGAAACGGCGAUUUGCGUGCAAGACCCUUUCGAGCACUCGCGAAACACCACGCCGAUAGUAUCGACCGCUACCCUGGAAACGUUUGUCAGUUUUUGUAGGUUAGGCAAGAAGUUCUGCCAGGAAAACGAAGGACCGAUCCUGUAUAAGCUGUUAACGGAGGUACCCGAGAACGUGACGGCUCUGACGGUCGUUAAAUCACAAUCGAGCCAGUUCUCCAUACCCAUGAGACCAGGUAUGAAAUAUAUAGAAGAAAAACAUAAAUCUGGACCCGAAAGGCAUAAAGCUUGGUUCGAAAGCAUGGUGAAGUUCACAAAAAUUGUCCUCAAAGAUUUUUUGAGGCUCGAGAUGACUGAAAUCACUAAUACGGCUUCGAAAACGAAGCAUAAAAAAGCCGACGGACAAUCGGACGUGUACGCGGAAACAACACCUGUCUGCUUUAAAUGUCGCGGUAAAUUAAAUCUGUGGCAAGCCAGAAAAUCGACGGCAAAGAAUAAGCCCGAGGGUGAAGAACCGAAGAAGGGCGUCAUUGAGAAGGAGAUUGCGAUCACCGAGCAGUUGUGUGUUUUGUACAAAGACGUUUACCCAGACGACGAUAUCAUCAAUUUCGAGAUAAACCUGGAGCACUUUACGGAUCCCCCGAAAGUGACGAUAGACGUUAAAAAGGUCGCGGCCUACAAGAAUUCUUUCAAAUCUUUCGUUACGUUUUUCUCGGUUAAGUUGCCCGCUUGGUUUAAGGUUUUCGAACAGGAACAGAACGAGUGUUUGUGAAAUUAAAUAUAUAAUUUAUUUAGAUUUUCUGGGUGGAAUAUACGGGGGUACUUGUACAGAUAUUUUUAUAGAUUUGUGGAUUUGUGUAAAUAUACAUUAAAAAGCA
Molecule: messenger RNA, 2287 nt
Organism: Anoplophora glabripennis (Asian longhorned beetle)
Lineage: Eukaryota; Metazoa; Arthropoda; Insecta; Coleoptera; Cerambycidae
Product: speckle targeted PIP5K1A-regulated poly(A) polymerase
Exons: 4
Coding region: 115-2181 (688 amino acids)
Biological process (GO): RNA 3'-end processing
Molecular function (GO): nucleotidyltransferase activity; RNA binding
Source: RefSeq, a predicted model, not a curated record